Messenger RNA from Daldinia childiae, 1230 nucleotides. RefSeq lists its product as uncharacterized. NCBI's taxonomy places the organism in Eukaryota, Fungi, Ascomycota, Sordariomycetes, Xylariales, Hypoxylaceae. The record is from RefSeq and is a predicted model, not a curated record. The transcript has a single exon. The coding region runs from base 1 to 1230 and encodes 409 amino acids.
AUGGAUCUACCGAGUCUAUCAUUCUCUCCAGAACGUUGCGCGGACCUGCAUAAUCGGUUGCUGGCAAAGUCCAUCGAGCAUCUCCCCGCGCGACGGACUGAGAGGAAUCUCGUAGCGCGAUUCUUAGACGCCGCCCCGGAAUUUGCCGAGAUUCCGUCUCUUCCUGAGCUGCCCCUUUACCGGUUUCUCGCACUACUCGACACAACGCCUAUCUUCCCCGGACGGGUCGUGGAUAUGUUGACGCCGUAUAUGUAUCAACCGGAUCCGACGAUUUUCUGGAGCGAACCUUUCGAGGACGAACCGUCCUUCAUCCUGCUCUAUGCACAAAACAGCGGUGAUGCACCUAUGGACGGCGGCGUUUUUCUUGAUAUAGUGUCAUACAAGGCCGUAUGGCAUGAAAGGGAUUUUCUUACUUUCCCACCCGCUGAUCAAUGGUUGCCGUUGGAAGUGUUACUCCAAAGGUCACUUGAUGCGUGGGAGACGGGCAAGUUUUAUUGGGACGUUGGACAGGCUUCUAUGGCUAUUAGAUCCUGGACGCAGAACGAUGUUGAGGAGGCUCUCGUGGCUUGGAACCGACUCCUUUCUAGUAUUGAGCUACGCAUAUCCUCUGGGACUGGGAAUGCCCCUCACCGACUUGAACCUUUGAGUUCUGAGUCGCUGGCUCCAUUUAAUAUUAGUACUUUCGCUGCCGAAUUCCUCACUAGAGCGCAACGGCCCGGAUUCUCAUUUAAUGCACCGGGGAUCAACACUUUUACGCCGGAAUUAUUUGUCGUUACAUAUACAGCGGAGGCACCCGGAUCGACGCGCCAGACGCGCUGGCUGGGGGACUCCGGAGAUGAGGAUUGGCCUACUCUCCUAUUCCCCGGCAUAGACACAGUUCCUCUUGAUGUUAGCGAUAAUCCGAAUAUGUACAUUAACUCCUUCGAUCGCGACUGGGGUUUCGGGAAGUUCACAGUUAAUCGCCAGAGUGGAUUGUAUGUGAUAGCCGACACGAAAUACUCCGAUGUCGUACGUCUCAUCGCAAGUUCAGGAUUGCCUAAUGCUUGCGAAUUUCGACAUAGGUUUGCUUGGGGUCCGCCUCGAGAUCCUAAACUUGCCGAGGUCCUUCGUCAUUGGGCAUCACUAGUUGAAGAAGGAACCUGGUCUGUAGACUCAAAUGGUGUUUGCACUGAUCAUGAGUGGUUCAACACGAACACACAUGUAGCGAAAGUUCCGCCUUGCUUAGAUUGA